ACUGUUGUUGUUCUCUCGCGGUGGGACCGCCUCAGUCUGGUCGCCGAGAGAGACCAGGAGCUGGUCUAGUUGGGAGCGGGGCGGCCGCGUCCCCCCUCUCUCCUGCUUCCCCAAAGCUGCGGCAGGAGCUGGCACAAACAUCCUGCGGUUGGUCUCCGAUGCCCUUCAGUGAGGAGGGGGCGUCGGGAUCCUGGUGAGCGCACGUCAAGCCCCUCCAGCUACGUGUCUUUGCCGGCCCCCCAGGCCCGCACACCCAAGUCUGGCUGCCAUGGCUGAAAACGCAGAGGGGGACCUGAACUCCAACCUACUCCACGCCCCCUAUCACACCGGGGACCCUCAGCUAGACACGGCCAUCGGGCAGUGGCUCCGUUGGGAUAAGAAUCCCAAGACAAAAGAGCAAAUUGAAAAUCUGUUAAGGAAUGGGAUGAACAAGGAGCUGCGAGAUAGACUUUGUUGCCGAAUGACUUUCGGGACUGCAGGGCUUCGUUCUGCUAUGGGGGCAGGAUUUUGCUAUAUUAAUGAUCUUACAGUAAUACAAUCAACACAGGGGAUGUACAAAUACCUUGAGAGAUGUUUCUCAAACUUCAAGCAAAGAGGUUUUGUCGUGGGGUACGACACCCGGGGUCAAGUAACCAGCAGCUGCAGCAGCCAGAGGCUUGCUAAACUCACUGCUGCAGUCUUACUGGCCAAAGAUGUUCCUGUGUACCUUUUUUCAAGAUAUGUUCCUACGCCUUUUGUACCAUAUGCAGUCCAGGAGCUCAAAGCAGUUGCAGGUGUGAUGAUUACUGCAUCUCACAACCGCAAAGAAGACAAUGGAUACAAGGUUUAUUGGGAAAACGGUGCUCAGAUCACAUCUCCUCAUGAUAAAGAAAUUCUGAAAUGUAUAGAAGAAUGUGUGGAACCCUGGAAUGGUUCCUGGAAUGAUAAUUUAGUGGAUACCAGCCCACUGAAGAGAGAUCCUCUGCAGGACAUUUGUAGAAGAUACAUGGAAGAUCUGAAAAAGAUCUGUUUUUACAGGGAAUUAAACUCAAAAACCACCUUGAAAUUUGUACAUACAUCUUUUCAUGGAGUUGGACAUGACUAUGUGCAGUUGGCUUUUCAAGUAUUUGGUUUUAAGCCUCCAAUUCCAGUACCAGAACAAAAAGAUCCUGAUCCAGACUUUUCUACUGUUAAAUGCCCAAAUCCUGAAGAAGGGGAAUCUGUGCUGGAACUUUCUUUGAGACUGGCAGAGAAAGAAAAUGCCCGGAUAGUGCUAGCCACAGAUCCUGAUGCAGACCGACUGGCAGUGGCAGAACUUCAGGAGAAUGGUGAUUGGAAAGUUUUCACAGGGAAUGAGUUGGCAGCUUUGUUCGGGUGGUGGAUGUUUGAUUGCUGGAAGAAAAAUAAAUCAAGAAAUGCUGAUGUGAAGAACAUUUAUAUGUUAGCCACCACAGUCUCUUCCAAAAUUUUGAAGGCAAUUGCACUAAAAGAAGGAUUUCACUUUGAAGAAACGUUACCAGGUUUUAAAUGGAUUGGAAGUAGGAUAAAAGACCUCCUGGAAAAUGGGAAAGAAGUCCUUUUUGCGUUUGAAGAGUCUAUUGGUUUUCUGUGUGGAACUUCAGUUUUGGAUAAGGAUGGGGUGAGUGCAGCCGUUGUUGUUGCUGAGAUGGCAUCUUACCUGGAAACCAUGAAUAUAACAUUGAAACAACAACUGAUUAAGGUUUAUGAAAAAUAUGGUUAUCAUAUUUCAAAAACUUCGUAUUUCUUGUGUUAUGAUCCAACUACCAUCAAAAGUAUAUUUGAAAGGCUUCGCAAUUUUGAUUCUCCAAAAGAAUACCCAAAGUUUUGUGGGACAUUUGCUAUAUUGCAUAUACGAGAUGUUACCACUGGAUAUGAUAGCAGCCAGCCUAAUAAGAAAUCAGUGCUGCCUGUGAGUAAAAACAGCCAAAUGAUUACGUUUUCUUUUCAAAAUGGCUGUGUUGCUACUCUUCGGACAAGUGGGACAGAACCAAAGAUAAAGUAUUAUGCAGAGAUGUGUGCGUCACCUGACCAGAGCAUAAUCCUCAAGCAGAGGAGCAUGAAUGUGUAGGGGAAGGGGCCUGAGAGCAAAAUCAGAAGCAGCCUGCCACUCAUGAAAUUUCGUGUUCUCUCUUAAAAAUGUAAGUGAAUUUUGCAUUCUCUGUAAUAAAACUGUUUUAGUAUAAAAAUGAUUCCUUCAGUCUUCAUGGAAACUGGUGCUGCCAGAAAGAGGCACCGUGUUUAUCACAAGGGCUCUCAGUUUUCUCCCCCGCCCCCAGCCCUCAGUUGCUGCAUAUCCCUGGGGGUACCGCACUGACUCUAGUGUGAGAAAUAUAAACAUAACACAUACCAAGGAUAUUCCCUUUAGAAGCUGACUUUUGAAAGUAUUCAUGCCAAAUUGAAGUGACCUGAAACAGUUAUGUUACCACUGAACCUUGUAAUAUAGUCAGAGGUGUUGGCCAGUUUGUUCUGUUUAAUUCGUUGGCAUUCCUGGACUAAGAAGGGGCACCUGACUAUCAGCUCCCUGAGAGCAAGCAUCAUGGUUUAUUAUUUUUUCAUCUCCACACCACCUAGUAUAGUACCUGUUAUAGAGUACUUAAUGGGUGACAAUAGGAAUUAUGGGAUUUUAUUUUAAAGAAACAAAUAGUUUAGGAAACAAUCGAAAAUGUUCAUUUUCUGAAUCAGCUUUUAAAACAAUUCUCAGUAUUGAAGUUUGUUAAGCACGCACACCUUUAAAUACCGUUUCUUCGGAGAGAGAAGAGCAUAUUCCUAUUUCGAAAUUGUAUGUAAGGCCUAGUGUUUUACAGUCAAAGCAAGAUGUUGGCCAAGAAGGCUAAGAAAGUGUCUGUGUAGACUUAAUAUCAUUAAUAUUAGUGCCAUUAUGAGCCUGCUAGGGCUGCUUUCCAAGUGAGUCACAACUAAUUUGAUACUGUUUGGUAUAUUUUUGUUCAGUGUUAUGAUUCAUCAUAUAUCUUACAAGAACCACUCAAACAAGAGUUGCAUCUGGAUAUGAUGAGGCCUUGUGUUAUAGGCUAAAACAAACUGUUUGUAUACAUCAUUGAAUAUGCCAGAUAAAAUAUAUGCAGUUAAGAAUUAUUUUUUUUGUGUGUGUAGCAGUAGUUCAAAAUUGUGCCCUUGUUUUAAUAGUUUCUGUCAACAUCUUCUCGUUUUUCCUUGCAAAAACACCAGGGUGUAUCAUAAGUACUGCCUAUGAGAAUUUGCAUUUAAGUAUUUGUGUGUGUGGUUUUCGUGUGGUUUUAGCCAAAUGAAGUGUUAUCAGUAAUAAACAGGUCUCUUCAUAGG
Aethalodelphis obliquidens (Pacific white-sided dolphin) is the source of this 3300-nucleotide messenger RNA. RefSeq names its product phosphoglucomutase 2 like 1 (gene PGM2L1). The record is from RefSeq and is a predicted model, not a curated record. NCBI's taxonomy places the organism in Eukaryota, Metazoa, Chordata, Mammalia, Artiodactyla, Delphinidae. Gene Ontology annotation, cellular component: nucleus. The transcript has 14 exons. Bases 269 to 2068 code for a protein of 599 amino acids. Gene Ontology annotation, biological process: carbohydrate metabolic process. Gene Ontology annotation, molecular function: intramolecular phosphotransferase activity; glucose-1,6-bisphosphate synthase activity.